Messenger RNA from Drosophila kikkawai, 3072 nucleotides. It is a transcript of the gene drl, whose product is annotated as derailed. Gene Ontology annotation, cellular component: plasma membrane; signaling receptor complex. Lineage: Eukaryota; Metazoa; Arthropoda; Insecta; Diptera; Drosophilidae. The record is from RefSeq and is a predicted model, not a curated record. Gene Ontology annotation, biological process: protein phosphorylation; multicellular organism development; positive regulation of kinase activity. Gene Ontology annotation, molecular function: ATP binding; protein kinase activity.
GGGAAACAGUCGUUGGGAAAUCGUCACGGUGUGCGCAUCAACGUGAAUCCGCAGCGGAAAAGUGCGAGGAAACGGGAGAGACUCUGAUUCGGCUCGACUCGUAUUGGGAACUCCGUGCGCCCGAGUUACCCAGAACGGCCAGAAUAAGGCACAGUGCCAAAUGCUCUGACAAAUAAUUGUUGUAAUAAUCUGCGGGAUUCGGAAAUGCAAGCCGCAUAAAAUUUUAAAUUAAAAUCGCAAAGUGAACAGCCAAAAGUUUAAGUUUUUGCCAGUGCCAAGGAGAAACUCUUAAAGGCUUCAAAUAAAUAAACAAAAUAAACUCCAAGACCCUAGAGCUACCUAAAAGGACAUCCCGAUCCGAAGAUGGGCCCCAACUGCCUGACAAUUGGAUUACUUCUGGCCCUGGUCGCCAGUGGCCAGGCCCACCUAAACAUCUUCCUGAACUUGCACGAGGUGUUGCGUUUAAUCGGCGUCUCUGCUGAGUUAUAUUACGUGCGUGAGGGAGCCAUCAAUGACUACGCCCUGAACUUUGCCGUGCCCGUGCCGGCUAACAUCAGCGAUGUAACCUUCACCUGGCAGUCGCUGGUGGAGCAUCCAUUGCCCUACAGCAUCAACAUAGCCACCUCGGACACGGAGGUGCUGCCACGGCCCCAGUUGAAUAUCUCCCGUAUUGGGGAUGUGCCAAUGGAGCCGCAGACCUGGGGCAUUGCUCUGAAAUGCUCAGGAACCAGAAAUGCCGAGGUUACCGUAACCAUUAACGUUGAGGUGAUCCUGGACCGGGCAACCAAUAACAACACGAACCUGAUAUUCAAGCGCAAGAAGAUAUGCUUGCGGGAGGAGCAGGACAGUGCCCACGAGGAGUACGAUGACGAUGAUCUGGAUGUGCUACAGCCGGCGUUGGGAGGACACAACAGCGACAUCCACUAUGUGGAUCGCAAUGAAGAGCAUGUGGUGGCCAAUGGACACCUGUCACCGGAACGGGAGAAGGACAAGAAGCGCCCGGUGAUCACGGAGGCGCCGGUGAAUGUGGGUCGUGGCAAUUCCGGAGGCUCCAAACGGGACUUUGAUCCCAUGCUGAGGGAGAAUCUUGUGCCGCCGGCUAGUGGUGUGAUCACCCUUAUCGUUGGCGGUAUACUGGCUCUGGUGCUGGUCUCCACCCUCAUACUGAUAGCCUACUGUGCCAAGGGUCCCUCCAAGCGACAUCCCUCGAAUGGAGUGCACCUGAUCAAGACCUCUAGCUUCCAGCGACUUCCCACAAUAUCCUCGACUGCCCACAACUCGAUCUACGUCUGCCCCUCGACCAUUACACCCACAUACGCGACUCUGACGCGGCCCUUUCGCGAAUAUGAGCAUGAGCCUGAGGAGUUCAACCGCCGUCUCCAGGAGCUUACAGUCCAGAAGUGCCGGGUCCGGCUCUCCUGCCUCGUCCAGGAGGGAAACUUUGGGCGCAUCUAUCGCGGCACUUACAAUGACUGCCAGGAGGUACUGGUCAAGACCGUGGCCCAGCACGCCAGCCAGUUGCAAGUAAAUCUCCUGCUCCAGGAGUCCAUGAUGCUGUACGAGGCCUCACACCCGAACGUUCUCUCUGUUCUCGGCAUCUCUAUUGAGGACUAUGCCACGCCCUUCGUGCUCUAUGCCGCCACCGGAAGUGUGAGGAAUCUGAAGAGCUUCCUGCAGGAUCCGUCAUAUGCCAGGAGCGUGACCACCAUUCAGACAGUACUGAUGGCCUCACAGCUGGCCAUGGCCAUGGAGCAUUUGCACAACCACGGGGUUAUCCACAAGGACAUUGCGGCCAGGAACUGUGUAAUCGAUGAUCAGCUGCGCGUAAAGCUCACAGAUAGCGCCUUGAGUCGGGACCUCUUCCCGGGCGACUACAACUCGCUGGGCGAUGGGGAGUACCGACCCAUCAAGUGGCUCUCGCUGGAGGCCUUGCAAAAGUCGCAUUACAACGAGGGCAGCGACGUCUGGUCCUUUGGGGUCCUUAUGUGGGAGAUGUGCACUUUGGGCAAGCUGCCCUACGCUGAGAUCGAUCCCUACGAAAUGGAGCACUAUCUAAAGGAUGGCUAUCGGCUGGCCCAGCCCUUCAACUGCCCCGAUGAGCUAUUCACUAUUAUGGCUUAUUGCUGGGCCUCGAUGCCGGCCGAACGACCCUCGUUCAGCCAGCUGCAGAUCUGCCUAUCGGAGUUCCACACUCAGAUCACCAGAUAUGUUUAACCAGCGGUGCUGAAGCAUGCCAAGACCUGUAAAUACAACAAGAGGCGGCGUCGCAAGAUUUUCCAGCAGACCACCUCGUCCACUCUGUUCCCAAAGACAUAUUUAAAAGGUAGCGCUUAGAUAUAUAUAGGGACUAGCAGCCAUCUUACUGGAGAGAUACCCAACCGUAAGCAAGUGAGCCAGGAGUUGGAUGGAGAGGACAAAGGUGACACAGUUGUUCGAAAGACUCUCCAUCCGAACUCUCCUCUAAAUAACUCUUAGCUGUAGGUUAGUUAGUAAGGACAUGUGACAUUUCAAUGCAAGAACUAGGAUUACGCAACAGAACUAUACACCAAUUGAAUUUCCCUGUUAAGAUACACUUUCUCUCGCUAAGCAGAGCAGAAGCCCAGUAAAAAAAAUUUCAACUGCGUUGCAAGAGACUAGAAAAUAUUGAUAUGGUAAUCAUUGCUAAAGCACAUACAGAAAACCCGGAAUUCCGAAGUAAGCCCGUACUAGGAUAGGUCCACAACAAAAUCGUAGUUUCAAUGAGAGCGUUGCAAGUUUGUCAUUAUAAUGGGAUACCAAUACCAAUACCGGAACAUAUAUCUAUGUAAAUGUAUUCGCGUGUAUGUAAAUGUCUAAGACCGUAGUGCUAGUACGAACUCGAAAUAUUUAUCUAAUGUUAGAGCACAAGCGAUCCCCAAACCAGAACCCCUAACCCUAAGUUAUUGCCCCUUGCAGUCUCGAGUUGUAAGUUUUUGUGUAAUAUACUUAAGCAGUUUGCAUUAGUUCUUAAGUUACUCUUAUGAUUUCUAUGGCAAAGACACAAAAGAAAAACGAUUUCAAUAAACGUCCGUGCAUAAUAUUUAAAAAACAAAA